Nelumbo nucifera (sacred lotus) is the source of this 3005-nucleotide messenger RNA. The record is from RefSeq and is a predicted model, not a curated record. NCBI's taxonomy places the organism in Eukaryota, Viridiplantae, Streptophyta, Magnoliopsida, Proteales, Nelumbonaceae.
ACCUUUUUUUUUGGUAAUGCAGACAGUAUCUUAGCUGAGACAUGUUGUAUGGAGUCUCAUCUCCUCGUCUUUGUAGGGCUGUCUUAGAGAAAGUGAAAAUGUUUGUCUGAAAACAUGGCGCAGGUAAGUAGAAGUUAUCCGAAAAUCAGGGGAGGUAAGUGGAAUUUGGCAGGGUUUGAAAAAUGCUCUUGUAUUUGUGAUCGAUCUUUUGCCUCCACCGCAGAUGUUGCCUCUCAUCAAAUAUGUGAAAUCAAGCAACAGAGCUCUCUCCCUCCUAGAACUAUGUCUAACCAUGAGAGAAAUCAGACAAAUUCAAUCCCAUCUUAUCGUCUCCGGAACUAUUUGUGACCCUUAUGCCGCCGGCAAGAUCAUAGCUUUCUGCGCGAUCUCCGACCUUGGCGAUCUCAAUCACGCCUACCUUCUCUUUCGCCAUCUUCCCCACCGCACGACUUUCAUUUGGAACACCAUGAUUAGAGCUUUCGCUGAGAGAAAGGAACCCGCGAAAGCCAUUUUACUCUACAAACAAAUGCUACAGAGUGGCCUCUUACCGAACAACUACACUUUCUCCUUUCUCCUCAAAGCUUCAGUGGACCUUUCUAGUAUUUGGCUUGGGCUGAAAUUUCAUUCCCAAGUUGUUAGACUUGGGUGGGAGUGUUAUGAUUUUGUUCAGAACGGUUUAAUCCAUUUAUAUGCCAAUUGUGACUGCAUUGCUAACGCUCGAAAAUUGUUCGAUAGGAGUUUGAACCCUGAUGUUAUUUCAUGGACCGCCGUAAUUAGUGGUUAUUGCAAAUCUGGACAACUCGAAAUUGCUCGGCAGUUGUUUGAGAAAAUGCCCGAGAGAAAUGCUGUUUCUUGGAGUGCUAUGAUCACGGGUUAUGCUCAAGUUGGUAAGUUCAGAGAAUCUCUGGAGCUUUUUAACGAAAUGCAACAUGCUGGGUUCCAACCUAAUCAUGCUGGGAUUGUUGGUGCACUCUCUGCUUGUGCUUUUCUUGGGGCCUUGGAUCAAGGAAGAUGGAUUCACGCUUAUGUGGAUAGAAACAAGAUGGAAUUGGAUAGAAUACUGGGUACAGCUCUCGUAGAUAUGUAUUCUAAAUGUGGGUGUAUAGAUACGGCUCGUCAAGUCUUUAAUGAGAUGCCUGAGAGAGAUGUUUACACCUUUACUUCUAUGAUAUCAGGCCUAUCAAACCAUGGCCAGAGUGCAAGUGCCAUUGAGUUAUUUGUUGAGAUGCAAAAGGAAGGAGUUAAGCCAAAUGAGGUUACAUUUAUAUGUGUCUUAAGUGCUUGCAGUCGAAUGGGAUUGGUAGAAGAAGGGUUGAGAUUUUUCAAUAGCAUGACCGAGGUUUAUGCAAUUAAUCCAGGCGUUGAGCACUAUGGGUGCUUGGUGGAUCUAUUGGGGAGAGCAGGGAUGCUCGAGGAGGCAAAGAAAGUUGUAACAGAGAUGCCCAUGGAGCCUGAUUCAUAUGUGUUGGGUGCAUUGCUUAACGCUUGUAGAGUACAUGGCAAUGUUGAAUUAGGUAAAGAAACAGUGGGGAGCCUGAUGGAUCGGAGCCUUGAUCAUGGUGGGGUUCAUGUUCUCUUGUCUAACAUUUAUGCUUCAGCUAAUCAGUGGGAAGUUGUAGAAAUGGUAAGGAAGGGUAUGGAGGAGAAGAAUGUGAGAAAAGUGCCGGGGUGUAGCUUGAUUGAGGUGGACGGUGUAGUUCAUGAAUUCAUUGCAGGAGACAAGUCUCAUUUUGUUAUGGAGGAUAUCAUGUUGUUGUUGCUUGGAAUCAAUAAACAAUUAAAGUCUUUUGGGUUUGAUGAUGAUGAUGAUGAUGAAAUCGCCAUUGAACAAAUUCAUUUGUAGUGCAGCAUAUAAAUUGAUCUUGAUUAAGCUUUGAUUUGGGUGAUUAUUCCAAAUAAUACCCACAAUAUGUAAUGUUGAACCGGACUGCAAGGGGUUGAUAUUUCUGACUUGGUCUUGUAAAUCAACUGUCUGCAUUAAUACAGAAGGAAAAAAAACACCAUUACUUGCUCUAAUCCUGCUCAAAUGAUUUCCAAGUUACCACAUUCUGUCUCUCUCUCAUGCACUCUCUGUCUCUCACAGUCAACAUCGACCUCUUACCACGGGACUACAUCCCAGGACACCGGCAUCAAUAGAAACAUAGUACACAAAUGACUUGCAGACGCAUAUCAGAUACAGUAAGGAUGUUGUCUUUGCGGGGCUAGAACCAUCCAUUGAGGAUAAUGAGGAAGAGAAGAUGAUAGAGCAGCUGUGAGGUUUCUAUAAGCAGCAAGAGUUGGUUUGAGGGAUACCUCUGUUGUUGUUGUUAUACUUGAUACUGGUGAAGUAUAUAUUGUUGCCAGCUUGUCCACAAGGAGUGACACCCAGGUUAUUUAUAUUGACCCCACAACACGAUUACUUUGUUACAAUGGGUAGGUAGGAGUUGAUAUUUUCAGUUCUGAAGAUGAGGCUUUGAAUUGCAUUACAAAUGGAUCAAGGUGGUUUUGUAAGAGUAAAAUUUAUGCUAGAUCAGUACUGGGUUAUUCGUCCCUAGGGAGCUUUGGGUUACUUUCAGUUGCAACAAAAUUGACUGCCAGCAUACUACCAAAUUUGCCUGGUGGAGAUGUGUAUAUACUGUGACUGAGAGCCAAUGGAUCAAGGUUUCCGCUUCAAAUUCUUCAACCCCAGGGUAAGGGGGAACUAAAGAACAUCCAAGAAUUGUCUGAACUUGAUAUUGAUGGGAAGCACUACUUCUGUGAAACAAGGGAUAUAACUCGACCUUUUCCAAGCUGCAUGCCGUUACAGAAGCCAGAUGAUGAAUUUGUUUGGAACGGAUGGUUUUCAAUACCUUUCAAAGAAAUUGGGCUGGCACAGCACUGUGUAGUUCUUUUUCAGGUUCUUCUUCAUACUUGGUGCACUGAUUUGAUGAUUAAUUUUAAAUGUUAAUUCAUCCACUUCUUUCUGAAUUUAUUAAGGCUUCUAACAUUAUCUCUUUUGAAGUAUUAGUUAAGUGUUUUAUUUAGUA